Molecule: messenger RNA, 1359 nt
Organism: Symbiodinium sp. CCMP2592
Lineage: Eukaryota; Dinophyceae; Suessiales; Symbiodiniaceae
Source: the annotation of a GenBank genome assembly
AUGAUUAACCUCGUUUUCUCAGAGCUGUCCAGGUCCCGGGUGGCCGAGCAUUGGGGAAGCCGAAUCAGUUCCAUAGCGGCUGCCGGUGGCCUCCAGCUGAAGCACAAGUGGACGUUGGAGGCCGCCGGGCUGAAGGACGGCGACACCGUCUUUGCGACCCUCCGGCGCCCGGCGCUCUACUCGAGCCCAGGGGCAUCGGCCGUCGCCCUCGUUCACAGCGACGGCUCGGUCAGGGUUUGGGGCGAUUCGGCCUAUGGUGGCGACUGCAGCGCUGUCCAAGAGAAGCUCCGGGAUGUCCAGGAAGUGAGGGUGAGUACUGGCGCCUGUGCCGCCAUUCUCGCCGACGGGAGUGUGGUGACUUGGGGGGACGACCUGUCCGGCGGGGACAGCGCGGCCGUCCAGGAGAAGCUACAGGAUGUGGUCGAGCUCUUUGCCUUUCGCUGCGCCUUCGCUGCGAUCCUCGCGGAUGGCAGCGUGGUUAGUUGGGGCGAGGCGGCUUCAAGGGGAGACAGCCGGACGAUCGAGGCACAGCUCAGAAACGUCCAGGUGAUCAGUGCGACGAGAUCUGCCUUUGCUGCACUGCUCACAGAUGGGAGCGUGGUAGCCUGGGGCGAUGUGGCCUGUGGUGGUGACGCUCGCCAUGUGCAGGAGCGCCUCACAAAUGUCCGACACAUCGAGGCCUCUGAAAGGGCCUUUGCUGCGAUCCUGGCUGACGGAGGCAUCGUCACCUGGGGCGACGCAGCAUCGGGCGGGGAUUCUUCCAAGGUGCAGCACUCUUUAAAGGCCGUGCUGCGCCUGAAGGCUUCAGAUGCCGCCUUUGCUGCCCUACUAUCGAAUGGUCGGGUGGUUACCUGGGGAGAUCCCGGCUGCGGCGGAGAUAGUUCUGCUGUCUUCGAUAGCCUCGAGGACGUGCAGCACAUCGAAGUCUCCUCUCGCGCUUUCGCAGCCGUGCGCGCAGAUGGCAGCGUGGUUACUUGGGGAGAUGCGAUGUUUGGUGGAGACAGCCAUGGUGUGCAGCACCAGCUCAUGAAGGUCCAGCAGGUCCAAGCCUCAAGGGCCGCCUUCGGCGCUUUGCUGGCGGACGGCGGGGUGGUCACCUGGGGUAGCCCAUGGCCCUGGUUCGGCUCCCGAAGUGCCGCGGUGCGCGAACACUUGCAGGAUGUCAUGCAGAUACAGGCUUUCCGCCUGGGCUUCGCGGCGCUUCGAUCGGAUGGACAGGUUGUGAUUUGGGGAGCCGGUAAUCCUUGCAUCGGCGACCUGCCUCGAGAAGAGUUUCGCCACUUUGCCAGCACGCGCCGAGCUUGCUUGCGGGCAGCUGGGCCAGCUGAUGAGCACGGCAGCGCAGCCGAGGUACGUUGA